Molecule: messenger RNA, 1777 nt
Organism: Panicum hallii
Lineage: Eukaryota; Viridiplantae; Streptophyta; Magnoliopsida; Poales; Poaceae
Product: GTP-binding nuclear protein Ran-1
Exons: 8
Coding region: 874-1539 (221 amino acids)
Biological process (GO): protein import into nucleus; ribosomal subunit export from nucleus
Cellular component (GO): cytoplasm; nucleus
Molecular function (GO): GTPase activity; GTP binding
Source: RefSeq, a predicted model, not a curated record
CAAACGCAUAUGACGCAUGGCCUCUUGACACAGUUUCAGGCAGGAGAUUGGUAAUGGUGAUAGCCUGAUCUCAUGCAGUAGGCUGCUUGAACAUCCGAGCAGGUACGCUCUGUUUCAAAGCUCGGAGUUUCAGUUUCACAUGAACCUGGGAGCUUGUCUGCCUGGAACAACCUUCUUCGUUGUUCAAUUUGUUUACUAUAAGCAUGUUUGGAUGAGCUAAGGUUGAGUGCUAAACUUUAGCACAUAUUAGCAUUCAUGUAUAUGCUAAUAUUUCUAAGUCUUGGCUAAAAUUUAGCCCACCCCAUUAGCACUCCCGUCUAGAUGAGCUAGUACUAAAGUUUAGUACUUUCACCCACUGGCGCUUGGAUUCGAACCUAGGCUAGGGCUAUAUGACUCUGGCUACCGAUGGCAGGAACGAGUUAGCGCUCAAGAUUUCUGAUAGAAUCAUGCAAUCUGCUAAACUAGACCUGAAGAUCACCAAGAGCCGCGGAUUUCUGAUGACUGAACGCACGCGGAUGAUGGAAGAAAUCAGAGCCCAAGAACCCACGAUCGUCGUGGGCGAAAAGGAUAUCUGCAUCCAUGGGCGGACGAUGGUGCUGAUAAGGUCGUCGGUCCAACCGAUCUCUUCCCCCGGGGAUACGUUGCAAUUGCUUGCGUGGACGCCACGUCCGCACCCACAGGAAUCGCCAUGAAAUCUCGUGGGAUCCCCUGACUCGGAGAAACUAGCACUAGGUCUACCGCCGCAGCCCAUAAAACCCUCCAACAAAUCACUUCUCCCCUACCAUCUCGCCACCUCACCCCCACCAGGCAUUCGAAACCGACCUCGGCCUCAUCUCCUCCUCCCAGUCCCACGCAAGGAAGCGGCCGCCGCCAAUGGCGCUCCCCAACCAGCAGACGGUGGACUACCCCAGCUUCAAGCUCGUCCUCGUCGGCGACGGCGGCACCGGCAAGACCACCUUCGUGAAGAGGCAUCUGACUGGCGAGUUUGAGAAGAAGUAUGAACCCACCAUUGGUGUUGAGGUUCAUCCCUUGGACUUCCACACCAACUGCGGGAAGAUCCGCUUCUACUGCUGGGACACAGCAGGGCAGGAGAAGUUUGGUGGGCUUAGGGAUGGAUACUACAUCCACGGACAGUGUGGAAUCAUUAUGUUUGAUGUAACUUCACGGCUGACUUACAAGAACGUCCCAACCUGGCACCGUGAUUUAUGCAGGGUCUGUGAAAACAUCCCAAUUGUGCUUUGUGGGAACAAGGUGGAUGUGAAGAACAGGCAGGUCAAGGCAAAGCAGGUGACUUUCCACAGGAAGAAGAGCCUGCAGUACUACGAGGUCUCAGCUAAGAGCAACUACAACUUUGAGAAGCCUUUCUUGUACCUUGCCAAGAAGCUUGCUGGUGAUGCCAAUCUCCACUUUGUUGAAAGCCCUGCUCUCCUUCCUCCAGAUGUCACAAUUGACUUGGUCGCCCAGCAGCAGCAUGAAGCGGAGCUUAUUGCUGCUGCAGCCCAACCACUGCCAGAUGACGACGACGACCUGAUCGAGUAGUAGAUGUUGCUUUACAUCAUCGCCCGUUUAUAGUCUUGUUCUGUGUCAUCAGCAAACCUAUGUACUUUAGGAUGGAAUUUUCUCAGCGACCAAGGUGUUUUGGUAGAUCUUUCAGGGUCCGUUUGGUUGGGGAGCCAACUUGGAUGGAACGGUUCCAUUCCAAUUUGUAAGAAUGGAGCCGUUCUGUUCUGCGUUUGGCAGGCAGAACGAAGCCGCUCUAUUUUUUGUUUUUGUUUGG